AUGUCUACUGCUCAACUAGCAGUAACACUCUCUUCACUAACCAAGGCUUGCGCCGAUGUCGCGGCUUCAGAAGAGAUCUCCACUUUAUCUGACAUUGAACUCGUCCAGUCAGCAAUGGAAGUCAGCGAUUCAACUCUUCCAAUUCGUGUAGCUGACUCUGCUCGAAGAGAUUUCGCAGUGAACCUUCAAACUAUUACA
Messenger RNA from Strongylus vulgaris, 198 nucleotides. The record is from the annotation of a GenBank genome assembly. NCBI's taxonomy places the organism in Eukaryota, Metazoa, Nematoda, Chromadorea, Rhabditida, Strongylidae.